AUGCCUACCCUAGCACUUGCUGGCGGCACGUCGCCUAGCCUCGGCCGGGCCAUUGUCACCGCCGUCUUUGCACAUACUUCAUGGAAUGUUCUCAUUCUUUCGCGUUCGACCCGCCCGCCCAUUUGGCUCCGCGCCAUCGAUCAACACGCCAAGCGUCACAAGAUCGCGGCCGUCGACUACGGUUCCGUCGACUCCUUGGCCACAACCCUCAAGGGCCAGGCCGUCCACACCCUUGUCUCCGUCACCUCGGCCGUCGACGGUACGCAAGCACAGACUCAGAUCAACCUCCUCCGGGCGGCAGUGAGCGCUGGCUGCAAGCGCUUCGCCCCGUCGCAAUGGGGCUUCGGGCCCAAGGGUUGGGCCGAAGUAGGAUCCCUCCGAUGGGCGGAUCAAGGCGUUCGAGAGGAAUGCGCCAAUCACCGAGAUCAGAUCGAGAUUGCCUGCUUCAACCAAGGGUCGUUCAUGAACUAUAUCGGCCACGGCAUAUUCGCAACGCCGGAGCUUGAGGACGUUGGCGAUGUGGCCUGGGCCAAAUACCGAAGUGGCGCGGGCUAUAAGCCGGGCGAGGACGAGGCAUGUGAGGGGCUCCAUCGACAAGGCCCCUUGAUGGACCAGUCUGGGGCUUUUCUUGUUGGAUUGAAGAAUGGGAUCGCCGAACUUCCAGUCAAGGAUGAUGGGCAGUGGCCGCGUAUCACUUUUACAUCCAUGAGGGACGUGGGCAGAUUCAUUGCAGCGGCCCUUGACCUGCCAAGAUGGAAGCAGGAGAUGGGUAUGGCCGGGGACACUCUGACAAUGGGUGAGUUGCUGGCUUCCGCAGAAGCUGUGACCGGGAAGAAGUUCAAGGUUACUCUGAUCAAAAGACAGGAUCUCCUAGAGAGACUAGCAAACACUAGGGACGCCGACUUCAUGCAACGAUUAUGGAUCGAGUUCAACCUCGCCUAUAUCCGAGAUAGGGAUGAUGAGGUUGUUGUGCGCCCUACGUUGAAUGAGCUGUGUCCGGCUGUGAAGCCUAUUACUGUCCGUGAUUAUAUGGAGAAACACUGGCAGGGAGCUCCUUAG
Messenger RNA from Clonostachys solani, 1059 nucleotides. NCBI's taxonomy places the organism in Eukaryota, Fungi, Ascomycota, Sordariomycetes, Hypocreales, Bionectriaceae. The record is from the annotation of a GenBank genome assembly.